Messenger RNA from Phytophthora infestans T30-4, 5772 nucleotides. RefSeq lists its product as uncharacterized. Gene Ontology annotation, molecular function: alpha-1,3-mannosyltransferase activity. Lineage: Eukaryota; Oomycota; Peronosporomycetes; Peronosporales; Peronosporaceae. The record is from RefSeq and is a predicted model, not a curated record. Gene Ontology annotation, cellular component: Golgi apparatus. The coding region runs from base 1 to 5772 and encodes 1923 amino acids. The transcript is spliced from 3 exons. Gene Ontology annotation, biological process: protein O-linked glycosylation.
AUGGCCCGCCCGCUCGGCCUCGUGCGGCUGCGUUGGAUCGUCAUCUUGCUGGCAGUGGGUGUCAUUUUCGUGCUGUCCGAUGUGCUCUUCACGUGGCGGCAGCUGACCACGUCAGUAUGGUCCGCUGCCACCUGCCGAUCUAUUGCGCAAACUAAAGCAGCAGCCUCAGUACCUCCAUUGACACUGUUAGAGGACGAGAAGGACAAUACACUGAGGGUGGAGACAGAACAGCUGAAAGCCCAAGAGGUGGAGGCCACAAAGGAGGAGAACCGCAUCAUAACGCUCGAGUCGCAACUGCUCCAUUCAUUGCGCAAGAUCACGCAGAAGACGAUGCUGCCACGUGGCAUUGUGUUGCCCUUGUACGACGAUCUGGUGCCACUAGGACUGUCCUUAAUCAUGGAGCUGCGGUCUCUAGGAGUCACGUUACCCGUGGAGAUCCCGCACUGCGGAGACUUAAACCCGAAGCUUAUAACAACGAUAUCGAACAAGAGCAAGCACUUGGGACAGAUGUACGUGUACAACGCGUGCGAAGUAGCAGCCAAAGAGAAGAGUUUACUUGACGCCAGUAAGCCGAUCUUCUGCAAAGAUCUGGACGAGUGCCACCACAAGUUCCGCUCGGGUGACAUCAAGAUCCUGGGGCUAAUUUACUCUCGUUUCGACGAGUUGAUGCUCGUGGAUGCCGAUGCGUUGAUGAUGCAGAGCCCCACGUCGCUCUGGGAGACGGAAAAGUACCAGAAAACUGGCACCUUGUUCUUCAACGACAGGAUCAGCCAGACCAACACGUCGUUGGGGUUCCGUCCAGCGUCACGACUGCACUCCAAUGACCUCCGCCACUAUCUGUCUAGUGCUGACGUGAGUAUCUUCCGGCAGCUACCGACCAUUCAACGUGAGAAGGCGACGACAGCGAGCGACGUGGCGUUGCUCUUCGAGCCGAGUGAUAUUCUACUAAACAGCCACGCGUGGAAUGGCCGUAGUGGCCACCAGAUGGACUCGUCGCUGUUGCUCUGGAGUAAGAAGCGACAGUCUCGUGCGACGGCUGUGUUGGCCUCGUUCGUCUCGCUUAAUGACGUGGGUCGCCCUCCUUCAGACGGAGAGAAGGAGCUCUUCUUUUUGGCCUGUGAACUCGCAGAGACGCAGUUUUCUUUCUCGGACUUUGGUGUGGGAGCUGCAGGCAGUGACUUUAAGGAUCAUGGAGAGGGCAAGUCGAUUAUUUGCGGUCAGCCGGCGCAAUUUUAUCCUGUCAAGCCGCAGGACGAGGGCAAUGUAGGUCUGCUCUAUCUGAACUCAGACGCGAUCAUGGAAUACAAACCCAAGACGCAGCCUGUGUACUACUCCAAGGCUCGAACUGCAGACGUCUAUCCUGGCUCAUUCAGCGACUGGGAGUUGCCACAAGAUUGUCCUUUUGACGUCACCGGCGUGCCGUUCUCCGACCUGCAAGUACAGCGUAUUUUACUGCGUCAACGACUGCAUGACAUUGCCGUGGAAUGGGAACGCAAUGCGUUGAUGAGCGAGAACGAGAGUGAACAGACACAAGCCGACGCUGUUGUUAAUACUAAGCUAGAUGCACUCUUGAAGCAGCUAGCUGAUGACACGCCAUUCGAAGAGAUCGCUGCCCCAGCCUCAGCUGAACCUGCUGCUGUUGCUCCUGCGUCGACGACGCCGACACCUCAAGCUCUUCAACAGGCGAACAAGUGGGCGGACUUUAUGAAAACUGCAAGAGAACGAGCCGAGCUAGAGAAGCAAAUGGAGACGAGACUGAUCCACUCGCUGAACACGCUCAGUCAACAAACCAGUGUGCCGCGGGGCAUCGUGUUGCCGCUGUACGACAAGAUCACGACGCUCGGUGUUUCGUUAAUUCUGCAGCUGCGCUCACUGGGUGUGGAUCUGCCGAUUGAGGUCCCGCAUUGUGGUGACUUCGACGAGGCUUACGGAGAAGCGAUCAUGAAGAAGCGAGCACAGUUGGGUGAAGUCUACGUGUACAACGCAUGCAAGAUCGCUGCGACUGCCAAGAGUUUGCUGGACCCUUCGAAGCAGCUGUUCUGCAAGGAUCUGGACAAUUGCCAUCGUCGCUUCCGGAACUUCGCUAUUAAAGUGUUAGGCGUCGUGUACUCGCGCUUCGAGGAGAUCAUGCUGAUGGAUGCGGACGCAUUGCUGUUCCAAUCGCCAAUGGCAUUGUGGGAGACGAACAAGUACCAAACGACAGGCACGUUGUUCUUUAACGACCGAAUUGCCGAAGCGAACUUCUCUAUGGGUCUCGGCUACAAGCCAGCAAAGCGGCCGAACAUUAUGGCUAUCGAGGACUAUUUAUCCAAAGCUGAUGUGGAUCUCUUUCGUAACAUUCCCACCAUCCCACGACCCAACGCGUCGGCGAAGCUUAUUGCUGCAGAUGAAUCGACUGUGACGCUGCACUUCCAGCCGAGCGAGGGCCUGCUCAAGAGCCAUCCGUGGAAAGGUCGUAGCGCACACAGAGUGGAUUCCUCUGUCCUGCUAUGGAACAAGAAGCGACAGCCACGUGCUACAGCCAUUUUAGCGUCGAUAAUAUCACUCAACGACGUCCCAAGACCCCCGUCUUACGGCGACAAGGAGUUUUUCUUUGUGGCGUGUGAACUGGCAGAGACUCAGUACGCUUUCUCGGACUUCGCCACGGGUUCUGCAGGCUCGGACUUCCGCGACAAGGGCGAGAACAAGUCGAUUAUCUGUGGCAGUGCAGCGCAUCACUUCCCGGAGAAAGCCGAGAGCACCCCUAUCCAAGAAGUGAGUUUGAUGUACAUGAACACCGACUAUAUCAUGCGGUACAAGCCCAAGAAGUCGCCCAUGUAUUACGCUGCUGCUCGGCCGCGCGAUGUCUUCCCCGGGACGUUCGAAGAGCGCAAGUUGCUGAUGAUGUGUCCAUUCGAUAUUACUGGCGUCAAGUUCUCGGACGUGGAGGUUCAACAGAUCUACCAGCGCCAACAGUUUUUUGGCAUUGCGAAGGACUGGGAGGACGAUUUCAAGGAACCUGCUGGAGCUGAACGGGAGGCAGCAGAGACGUUAACCAACGAGAAGCUCGAGGUGCUCUUGGAUCGGAGAAAAAACGGGCCUCCGUUUGAAGACGCCACUGAUCCGCCGAAAGACCCAGAUAAAGACGCACAAGAGAAGAAGGUGGUAGCGCUGCAAGCGAAGGCAGAUACGCUGCGAGAUCAGGAGAAGCAGCUUGUCGACACACUCAACCAAAUCGCACAACAGACGACGGUAAAGCGCGGUAUCGUGAUCCCUGUGUACGAUGGCAUCAUCAAGUUGGCUAUCUCGCUGGUCCUGGAGCUGCGUACUAUUGGUAUUAACGAGCCUAUCGAGAUGCCGCAUUGUGGCGAUCUGGAUGAAGACGCUCAGAAACUGUACCAGACCAAGAAACAACUGGGUACAGUCUGGUUCUACAACGUCUGCGCCAAGGCAGAGCGAGCGACGAGUGUCAUGGACUCGUCUCGCAAGGUUUUCUGCGAGAAGAUUGAGGACUGCCACGCCAAGUUCCGCGGCUUCAUCAUUAAGCCACUCGCUGUGACGUUCUCCCGAUUCGAGGAGAUCAUGAUGAUCGAUGCUGACACGACGUUCUUCGUGAGUCCUGCGAAGCUGUGGGAGGCGGACAAGUACAACAAGACGGGCAACUUCUUGAUGCACGAUCGGAUCAGUCACGAGAUUUAUUUCAUGGCGGAGCGCGUUCCUGGGAAGCCUGACGUGUCGGUGGAGCAGAACUACUUUGCAACGUUCGACGUCACGCCGUUCCGCUCGCUGGCUACGCUUGAGCGUCCCAAGGCGACAGUCGAGAACCGAACGCCUGUGACGCUGCACUUUGAGCCCAGCGACUUUCUACUGAGUAGUCACUCGUUCAAUCUGCGUGCAGGCCAUCAAGUGGACUCGUCGCUGGUGCUGUGGAACAAGAAGCGACAGCCGCGAGCGACUGCGAUCCUGGCAUCUUUCAUCGCGCUUAACGACAUCCCCGCACCUCCGUCGUAUGGGGACAAGGAGUUCUUCUUUUACGCUAGCGAACUGGCGGAGACGCAGUAUUCCUUCUCAGAUCACGCGAUUGGUGGGGUGGGUACGAAGCUGAUUGACGGCGGUCCCAAGAACUCGACGUUGUGUGGCGACAUGGCUCAGGUGUUCCCGAUCCAUCAGGACGGCGUGCCGGACGACGACGUGCCGCUGUUUUACUUCAAUAGUGACCGGAUCUUGUGGUUCCGACCCAAGACGGAGCCUGUGUAUUAUAUGAAGGCGCGGCCGUGGGCGUUCUACCCUGGUCCGUUCGGAGAGCGCAAGCAGGAGUGUCCGUUCGGAAUCACAGUCGGCCAGUUGUCUGCAGAGGAGGAAAGACACUUAGCCGGACGUCAACAUAUCUACGAAGUGGUGGACGCUUGGCAUCGGGUGGGCAAAGAGAAACCGGCCAACUUGGACGAGCAGAACGUCGCCAUUGACGGCGUUCUACGCAAGGUGGUCGCCGAGAUGCAAGGCGCAAGUCCCGCUGAUGUGGCGCCGAGUCCGCCUCAAGAGAGCAAGCAGAGCGACCAGCUAGAAAGGACGACGCAGAUGAUGGAGAGGCAACUCGUGUACACGCUGAGCCAGAUUACGCAGCGUACGACGACCAAGCGAGGUAUCGUGAUGCCCCUGUACGAGCCUAUUGCGCGUCUCGGCUUGUCACUGAUCCUCGAGCUACGUGCUAUGGGGAUUACGUUGCCUAUCGAGGUGCCACACUGCACCGACCUCAAGCCGGAGACGGUGGAGCUGAUCCGCUCCAAGAAAGAACUGGGCGAGAUCCGCGCCUACGACGUCUGCGAGCUGGCUGCAAGUGCCAAAAGCGUCACGAACGCGUCGCGUCCAGUGUUCUGCGACGACAUCGACGGCUGUCGCGCCAAGUUCCGGUCGUUUAUGAUCAAGCCACUCGCCGUGAGCUACUCGCAGUUCGAGGAGAUCCUUAUGCUGGACGCCGACACGACGUUCUUUGUGAAUCCCACCGUCUUGUUCGACUCGGACAAGUUCAAGACCACGGGCAACCUGUUGAUGCACGAUCGGAUCAGUCACGACUGGUGGUUCAUGGCCGAACGAGCGUCGAAGAAGCCGGACAUCUCCGUGGAGCAGAAAUACUUUGCCAGCUUCAACGUGACUCCGUUCAGACCGCUGCCCACACUGGAACGACCCAAGGCCACAGUCGAGAACAAGACGCCCGUCAAAUUGAGCUUUCGUCCGAGCGAUUUCCUGCUCAGCAGCCACUCGUUCAACCUCCGUUCAGGACACCAAGUGGACUCGUCUCUCGUCAUGUGGAACAAGAAGCGUCAUCCUCGAGCGACAGCCAUCUUGGCCUCGUUUGUGGCGCAGAACGACAUCGCGUCGCCUCCGUCGUAUGGCGACAAGGAAUUGUUCUUCUACGCGAGUGAACUGGCCGAGACGCAGUAUUCUUUCUCGGACCACGCUAUCGGAGCUGUAGGCACCAAGGUCGAAGACGGCGGUCCCAAGAACUCGACGUUGUGUGGAGACAUGGCUCAGGUGUUCCCGAUCCAUCAGGACGGCGUGCCAGACGACGACGUUCCCUUGUUCUACCUCAACAGCGACCGCAUUCUCCACUUCAAACCGGACGUGGAGCCUGUGUAUUAUAUGAAGGCGCGGCCGUGGGCUCACUACCCUGGAGCUUUCGGCCAGCGACCACAGGAAUGUCCGUUCGACAUCACAGUCGGGAGGUUCGAGGAGUCCCACAUCAAGCACCUGGCAGAACGACGGAAGCUCUGGGAACAGGUCAAAGCCUGGUAA